UUUUGUUGAAUCGAACGCUUCCUUUCUCCCCAUGUGUUUGACAGCAUACCUAACCUCACUUAUUUAUAACCUCAACCCGAAUGAAUAAAAAAGUUAUAAUGAAGACAAAUUCAACACAAAUUAAGCCUAAUACAUCACAAAAAGAUGAUUCAUCCUUUUCAUUUAAUUUCACAAAAAAAUCGAAAACACAACCUAAAGGUACUGUUUUUAAAAAGAAAACGUUAACAAAUAACGAUAACAAACAAGAGGGGAAUGAUGAAAGUAAUAAAAAUGUGUUUCAAGACAAAUUUAAAAGUGGUUAUGUUAAACGUAAACAACGGAAAGAUAAGUUAUUGGUGAAACAAGGGGUUAAUAUUGAAGCUAAAGAUAAAAAUCAGAAUCAAAAGAAAAAUUUUUCAUUAUUUGCGGAUAGAAAACGAGAUUUUUAUGUUGAUAGUAAAAAAGGGGAAUCUAUUUCAGAGGUUGUUUUUACGAAAGGGACUAAAUUUAAUGAUUUGGGGAUUCAUAAACAUUUGGUUUCAAAUUUGGAGAAAAUUAAUUUUAAUGUUUUAACUAAUGUACAAGAAAAAUCAAUCCCCGUUCUUUUAGAAAAGAAAAAUGCCUUAAUUCGCUCACAAACCGGUUCGGGAAAAACUUUGGCUUAUGCAGUUCCGAUUUUAAAUCGAUUACUUGAAUUAGAACCGCGUUUAAAACGCACCGAUGGUAUUCAAGUGUUGAUUGUGGUUCCAACUCGAGAAUUAGCACUUCAAACGAAUGAAGAAUUCAAAAAAAUUAAUACAUUUCAAUGGAUUGUUACCGGUUAUCUUUGCGGUGGUGAAAGUAGGAAAAGUGAAAAGGAUCGUAUUCGAAAAGGUGUAAAUAUUUUAAUAGGAACCCCUGGGAGGAUUUUAGAUCACGUUUUACACACUUCAGCAUUAGAUUUAAGUAAAAUAAAGUGUGUAGUGCUCGAUGAAGCCGAUAGAUUAUUAGAUAUGGGAUUUCGAAAGGAUAUUUUAAGUUUAAUCGAAAAAAUUGACUCAUCAAAAAUUCACAGUGAUUAUAACCCAAUUGAAAUGCUUUUCCAAAAAUCACAAAAUGAUAAUAAAGUCACCAAUAAAGAAUAUCAAACAAUUUUAUUAUCGGCAACUUUAACUAAAGAUAUCGCUGAAUUAGCCGAUUUAACCAUGAAAGAUCACGUUUCGAUCGAUGCGUUAGACGAAACUCAAAACGUUAACGAAAACGAUUUUAUUAUCCCAAAGACGGUAACCCAAGAGUGUUUAAUUGUUCCGAUUAAACACAGGUUGUUUACUUUGUCGUCGAUGAUCGUUUCGAAAUCGAAGAAAAACGCGAAAAUAUUUAUUUUUAUGGCGAGCACUCACAUGGUCGAGUUCCAUUACGAAUUAUUUUCAAAACACUUGGUGAAUAUGCCCAAAAAUCGGGGGAGACAAAAAACUAUGAAUUUUAACGGCGAAAAUGUCGUUGUUUUUGAUGAUAGCGAUGAUGAAAGUGAUGAUGAAGAAUUAGUUGUUGACGUUGAAUUUUUUAAAUUACAUGGUAAUAUGGAUCAAAAGGAAAGGAAGGAUGUUUUUGUUAGGUUCAAAAAUGCUCGAAAAGGGGUUUUAAUUUGUACCGAUGUUGCUGCUCGUGGUUUGGAUGUCCCAGAAGCUGAUUUAAUUAUACAAUACACUCCACCUCAAACUGAUAAAGAUUAUUUACAUCGAAUUGGCCGAACGGGUCGCGCUGGAAAAUCGGGAAUCGCAACGAUUUUUUUGACACCCGAAGAACAAGAAUACAUUUCUUAUCUAAAUAAUCAUAAAGUUUUUUUAAAAAAGAAAGAUACCCAAGAAUAUUUGAGACACCUUUGUGAUGUGAUGCGCGAAAAAGAUGUUGAAGAAGCCGCAACCGCGCUUCAAAGACACUUUGAAAAUGUUGUAAAUAAAAAUGGGGUUUUAAAAAAAAGCGCGUGUUUUGCUUAUUCUACAUGGUCAAGAUUUUAUAAUAGUUACUCAUCUUCGUUAAAAUCAAUCUUUAAUUAUAAACAAAUUAAUUUAGGGCAUUACGUAACUAGCUUUGCCUUAACGAUAACUCCAACGGAAGUGUCUGGAAUCGUUCGCGGGCAAAUUGGAAAAACCGAAAAAACGAGAUUAAACAAAAAACUAGCUAAUCACGCGUAAGUGUUAAUAAAU
Messenger RNA from Onthophagus taurus, 2165 nucleotides. The record is from RefSeq and is a predicted model, not a curated record. Lineage: Eukaryota; Metazoa; Arthropoda; Insecta; Coleoptera; Scarabaeidae.